GUUUAAAAUAAAACCGUCCGUUUCGUAGAGUGAUGGAGUGUGGUGAUAAACGCGAACCGAAUCCCUGUCAUUUUCUUGGAUUUGAGUCGUCAAACAUCCGCUGCAAAUAAAUUUCUGUUUUAAGUAGUUUACAACUUCCGUCGACAUUCUCGUUAAAAAAACUAAAGCAGGAAGGUGCAAAAGAUUUGGAAGAUCGACUCACAGGCAGAAAGAUCCGCAGAAAAACGGCAACGAUCUGGAUGGCUCGGCGGACCUGUUAAGUUUUUAGAGAGUCGAUCUAGGGUUAAUUAAUCUAGGUAACUAAUUCAAAUGUCCGUAAACAAAUUUAUGCAUCCUCGUAAUCGCUAUCGCGAGAAACCAGAUUAUCAGGAGUUGGUCAAACAGUUUCCCGAACUAGCGAAAGUCGCUAUCGUGGAUCUAAAUGGAAAAGUGAAGCUCGAUUACAAAAACAAAGAGGCCGUACAAUUGCUCACGAAAUGUUUAUUGUUGAAAGACUUUGGUUUAACACUAGAGCUACCACCGAACAAAUUAGUGCCCACCUUGCCGCUCAGGCUAAAUUAUAUUCAUUGGCUCGAAGACAUUGGUACGGCCAGUGCCUGGAUGAAAACACGAAAGGACGUACAUGGCAUAGAUAUCGGAUGCGGUGCUUCUUGCAUUUACCCAUUGCUGGCUGUAGUUCAAUCGAAACACCGCUGGAACAUGUUAGCUAUUGAGAAAAACGAGCUUAGCCUGAUCAGUGCCAGAGCUAAUGUAACCGGGAAUAGGUUGAACGAUUACAUUACCGUCGUGCCGCAGGCCGCUGAAGGAUCUACAUUACUUCUCGAUGUACUCAAAACCUUCCCUGACACGAAAUUUGAUUUUUGCAUGUGUAACCCGCCGUUCUACGAUAGUGCAGCAAAUCAAGAAGUCAAUAAUCGCACGGGAAAGCGUAAAGAACCUACUAACGCCACGUCCGGAUCGGGAGAGGAGCUUUGCACGUUGGGAGGUGAGGUUCAGUUUGUUGGACAACUCAUUCGUGAAAGCCUAGAACUGAAAGAUCGUAUUUCAGUGUAUACCACAAUGAUAGGACAUAAGCAAAGUUAUGAAGCAAUAUUACGGCAUUUGAAACGAAGUAACAUUCAUAACGUAACAAUGAACCGACUGUGCCAAGGCAAUACGACGCGCUGGUCCGUAGCAUGGAGCCAUGACGUUGGAGUGCUACUGUCGAAAGUACACACGAUGCACGAAACUACCGCUGGUCAAAGCGUACAGUUGCCAAAAAGCUACAAAAACCAAAAACCAAUGACUUGUCGAAUUUUCACCGAAGACGAAAUGCCAUCGAUAAGCGCGGCAUAUGAUUUUCUUACCAAGUUGUUGAAAUCGAUAGCGAUCAACUUACGUAUGGUGAAAAAAUUUGAGAAAACAUCUGAAAUCAUUUGUGAGUUUAUUGCAUACCAUAACACGUGGUCGCACCAACGACGAAAACGUAGAAAUGAUAAACUCGUUGCUGGCGAAAUGGGAGAUCACAUAAACGCCAUAACUGAGAGCUCUUCGAAACGUCUAAAAUUGGAGAACGAUGAAUACAAGCCUGAAAGUAUAGAAACCUGUGAUCCUCACUUGAAAGCAACGGUAUACAUCAAUCACAAGAAGUGUGAUGGAUACUUUGUUUCAAUGCAACACAUAGGAGGAAUUGCUGGCAGAGAUGGAUUGAAUCAAGUUCUACAGUUUAUCAAAAAUAGCAUCCAACUGCGUAAGGAUUUACCAGCCUUUUAAACAUACAUCUCUAAAGUCGUGGUAUGUGUACAAUCAUUUGUCUUAUAUUUACGUUCUCGAUCGUUUGACGUUAUGGGUUCGCGUAAUGUAUAAAUAUUACAUAGGAUCAGUGGAGUACUCCAGUUAUACUAUUGCUCCGCGUCACUUGUAGGCUUGUUAACACCUUCGGCUCACAGCUGCCGUAUAUACGCUUUGACAUGAAGCGAUUCAACGUGGAGUAGCUUGUGCACUACGAGUAUGCUUAGUUUACAAUCGAUUUGACAAAAUAAAAAAAAAAACAUACAAACGGGACGAACU
Messenger RNA from Anopheles darlingi, 2049 nucleotides. RefSeq names its product U6 small nuclear RNA (adenine-(43)-N(6))-methyltransferase-like. Gene Ontology annotation, cellular component: nucleus. Gene Ontology annotation, biological process: rRNA base methylation. NCBI's taxonomy places the organism in Eukaryota, Metazoa, Arthropoda, Insecta, Diptera, Culicidae. The coding region runs from base 310 to 1752 and encodes 480 amino acids. Gene Ontology annotation, molecular function: 23S rRNA (adenine(1618)-N(6))-methyltransferase activity. The transcript is spliced from 2 exons. The record is from RefSeq and is a predicted model, not a curated record.